AUGGCUAUUCCUCCGACGGCAUCGGGUUCAUCCGCUCUUAUUCCCGAUGUACUUGAGGCCGAGCAGGAGCGAUCGUCGGCGGCGCUGACGGCCUUCAAACGAUUCAGCCCUCCGACCUUCAACGGCGAUGUGAAGGAUCCGUGGUUGGUGGAGUCGUGGUUGGCCACGAUGGAAGCGUUAUUCGAGGACAUCUACACCCUCGAGAAGGAUAAAGUUCACCUUGCGACUCACUAUUUCGAUGGGUCGGCUCGAUUGUGGUGGACUCAAGUGAAAAAGAAUCACUCGUUGGAACCCGCUUCCGUUACUUGGGAGGGGUUUCGGGAGAUGCUGCUAAUGGAAUAUUUUCCCGAGAGUGACAAGCGGAAAAUCAAGGAGGAUUUGCGAAAGUUAAGGCAAGGUAGCCGGACGGUGCGGGAGUACGAGAGGGAGUUCACGCGCCUAGUCAACUGCGUGCCGAGCUUGGUUCACGGUGAUAGGGACCGGGCGGAGGCUUUUGAGUGCGGGUUGCGACUCGAAAUAUUCAAGGUUAUUCAUGCGUUCCGCUUGAAGACCUACGAGGAGGUGCUUGACCGCGCGCUUUGGGUGGAGCGCGGCAAUGCUAUUGCGCGGGAGGAACGCGAGGCAUUUGAGAAGUACAAGGAAAGGGAUAAGUCCAAGAAGCGAGCAUCUAGUGGAUCCGCCAGGCAGUCGAGUUCUAAGCGACCCCCUCGACCUCAACGAUCAUAG
Messenger RNA from Ananas comosus (pineapple), 726 nucleotides. RefSeq lists its product as uncharacterized. Lineage: Eukaryota; Viridiplantae; Streptophyta; Magnoliopsida; Poales; Bromeliaceae. The transcript has a single exon. The coding region runs from base 1 to 726 and encodes 241 amino acids. The record is from RefSeq and is a predicted model, not a curated record.